This is a messenger RNA of Myripristis murdjan (pinecone soldierfish), 2139 nucleotides long. RefSeq names its product espin like b (gene espnlb). The transcript has 7 exons. Gene Ontology annotation, biological process: actin filament bundle assembly. Gene Ontology annotation, cellular component: cytoplasm. The coding region runs from base 1 to 2139 and encodes 712 amino acids. Lineage: Eukaryota; Metazoa; Chordata; Actinopteri; Holocentriformes; Holocentridae. Gene Ontology annotation, molecular function: actin filament binding. The record is from RefSeq and is a predicted model, not a curated record.
AUGAACAGCAUCAACAUGGAGAACGGCAAGCCAGUGAAGGAGGUGCUCCCUCUACCUCGCCACCCCACCCUAACCACUGUGCCCUCUUCAUCUGCAACCCUCAUCGCAACUAACAAAAAAUACACCACAGGCUCCAUACAGCAUGUGCAGGUGGCCUCAUCAGUGGUGACAUCGUUCAGCCAUCUGAAGCCUCCAGAGAAGGACGAGAGUUUGUUUGCUAAUAUGAAGUCUAUCAAGUCCUUGAGGCAUGCUGGCUUCACUGCCGUCUUCACUGGACAAACGGAUGAGAUGGAGGUACCUAUAGUUGAUGUCAUCCUGGCUGACAUCGACUCCCUGGUGCCCACUCAUGAUGAAGCCGGCCGGCCAAUCGCAGAGUGGAAAAGGCAGGUGAUGGUGCGUCAGCUGCAGGUCAGGCUGCAGGACGAGGAGGAGCAGAGGAGACAGCACCUGGCUAAUGGCUACAUACCAGUGGAUGGCUGGAAGUACUCCCAAGCCCACAAUGCGGUCCUGGGGCCCUUUGGCGAGCUACUGACUGAGGAAGACCUGGUGUACCUGCAGCGACAGAUUGAGAAUGUGUCAAUCCAGAAGCGUUGCCAGGCCUAUGAGCUAGAGCUGACCAGACUGACCGAGGAGCUGAGGGCUCUUUUACCUGAUCCUAUCGUUAGCAUUUCAGUAAACAAGGAGGUCCUACAACAGAUGGAUGCAGAAGGACACCUGCCUUUACCAGUUUGGUGCAGCCGUGUCUCAGAGAUUGUCAAGAGUAUGUCACUGCUACUGACCCACCUGACCAGCAAAGAGGGAGGAGGCAGCGCAACAUCUGGUGGUUGUAGGAUACCCCACAUUGGGAUGGCAUCAGCGUUCAGCCACCGUCUGGAAACCAACAGCUACAGUAGAGCUCGGAGGGAAAGGGUAGAAAGGGAGAUCCAACAGUCUGGGGUUUCGGUCCGAAACCUCAGAUCUAACUUUGAAGGCCAGAUUGGGGGGAUUUAUCCAUUCGCUGGGUUUGUGAACGGUUCACACAAACAAGACACCCAAGGAAGCCAGGGGUUGAAGAUGCGGAUAGAGGUGGGAGCACCUGAGAUAAACAACCAAAGUGGCAGCACAGGCCUUAGCUGUGAGGAAAACCACCAUUACAGUCCUAAACCAGGUGUACCUGUGAUGGAAAGUACUAGCUUAAGGAAAGAACGUAUAGUAGUGUUGUUCCUCAGCCACUGGAAGAAAUCUGCAUAUGCUAUUACAAUGAGAGCAUCUAGGCUGAGACAGGGACAGGAAGAGGUGUCAGGGAAAGACAUGAUAACAGCAACGCAGCCCCAGCAGAGAAUCACCUCCAUGUUUCAAUUCUGCCGUCAAAUAACUGCUGUGGACAAGAUGCUCCACUCCUGGAGGAAUAUGAAAUUGGAUCUCCCUUCACAAACUCCAGCUCCUCAGGUCACCUACUCCCCAGAGCAAUUCCUGCCAGAGGUGGACGGUGUUGCCAUGACCCAUGACAGCUUGACCCUUGACCUAUUCAUGCUGGGAUACUUCCACAUCUUGGAACAAGAGCUGUCGCCUGAGGAGAGGAAAAUGAGGCAUCUCCUCUGCUUUGAGGUCUUUGACCAUGUUGGCAGUUUCCCCUGGGAGACGGUCCGAGACUUCCACAAGGCUGUUCUCCAGGAGAUCCAGGCUGGGAGGCAACAGUGGAGUGACGGCUUUGAGGACAUCAAGGUACGCUUCUUUGGGGACUCAAAAGAAUGCCGCUGUCCAUCAUCAUCAUCAUCGUUGCUAGAUAACAGACUGGUACCAAAGGUCAUAGUUCAAACUGCUAUUCCAGAUGACUGUGGCAAUGACACAGACUUCUCAUGUUUCGACAAUGACGACAUAUGUAAAUAUAUUGACCGCAGUUUUGCUUUUUGGAAGGAGAAGGAGGCAGAGCUGUUUGAUUUUGAGCCUCUUUGUGCUUUGUCACAGAGAGCUGGCACGCUGCAGUUCACCAUUUUACUCCACCGCUCCUGCCUCAUGAGCUGCAUAUCACCACCAUACAGCGGCGCUUUUGGCCUCCACCGCGUGACCACGAGGCCUGCCAUCUGCAUAGACAAGGUGCACUGCCUCACCACCUACUGGGGGCUGCUGGAAUUACAAGCACAAGCAAAACACCAGUGA